GUGAGGCGAAACGUUGGGCUCCGCGCGGGAGUCUCGUGGCCGCCCGCCUUUUCUUUUAAGUCGGGGUGCCUUUUUCCUUACACCCACCCCCCGCCCCUCUUUUCGUCGCCCUUACGGUUCUACGGGCCCGUCGUCGCUCUCUUUUCAAGGCACGAGGAUACACCUCGCCGAAAGAUUUCGUCGUCGCGAUUCGCUUCGCGCACGGUGAUAUCUUCGACACACGGAUGAUCAGACCGCACGGAUACGCACAGAAGGGGAGAUAUCCCAGGAAAGGGAAACGGGGAGACGGAAACGUAGAGAAGGGGUUAGCGAUUCUUGAGACAGGACUGUGCUUGCGGGGAUACCGUGGACGCGGGUUCGCUGCGGUGAAUCGUAGCAGGAGCACCGGUGCGUGACCUCCGGCUCUGGCCACAUGACACCGUGUCCGGGUGCGUGCACAGGAUCCUGCCACCUUUUCUCCGCCAGGAAGAGAGGACAUCGUAGUGCUGUUCCUUUGCUAAUCGCUGAUUUACCCUGGUGACUGUUCGUGGUAGCAAACGUUCCCGACAUAGCAAUUCGCGUUUGGUGUUUGUUCGAUGACCGAAACGGACAGAGACAGGGGGUGCAACGUGAUUCGGCACCGCGUCACCAAUGUCAAUGCUAGCGGUUCUCGAAAGACGGUCACGGUGAAAUCGCUCGUAUAUUUACGUCCGUGUGUCGCACUUGGCUCAGCGAACGCGGGUCGAGAGGGAGAGAGAUAACAAGGAGGAAAACAAGGAGCGCAAGGAAGCAGUUGGAUGGGCGGGGAACAGUGGGAUCUCGUUUAGUCGUGUCCGCGGAAUCGUCGGGAUCGAAGGCCCGGAUCGGAUCGGAUCGUGGGAGGAUCGAAACGGUUCGAUUUCUCGAAAGGAGAGGUAGCCGCAUGUGCUUGUCUUUGCCUGCGACCUCUCUCACGCACCGCCAAUGCGGCUGAGAUCGCGCGAUCUCAUUGGCUGCAAUCGUGCCGUGGUGUCGGCGAUGGGUACGUCCAAGUUCGAUGCUCGUGUUUGACCGAGGGGUACGCGUGCGAUUUCCUUCCGUUCACGAGUUAUCGUUGCCUUUCUCGUUCUCCUUCCCCUCGCUCGGACUUCUUACUUUUUAGCCCUCGCUUCGUUCGUUUCUAAAUCUUCGCCGGCCGCUGCUUCUUCUCCUCCCUCGACAUUCUCCUGCGAGUUUAACGUCUUCUCUGCUUUUGUCCCAAAGUAUUCUCGACGAGUUCCACCGCGAACGAUUACAAUAUUCUUUUAUUCGUCCUGUUCGAUGUUGCGUGUGAUAACGCGUAUGAGAGUGAUUUCUCUGUAGGAAUUAUUCCUCCGAUAGUGAUCGAGUGCUCGGAGCAAAGGGACACGAUUCUCUGUGAACGUUUCAAGACAAAUUGGACAUCGUUAUUCGUGAAGUUAUCUCGCUCUGCGUCGAACUAACGUUGAGUAUCGUCGACCUGUCGACUGUGAAACUCUGUUUCGUUCUUAGAAAUCGCAAACCUUCGACGCGGCUGUUCUCUCUCCAGUGCAAGGUUCCCUUUGAGAUCAGUGAAUUUUUUUGCUACGUGAACUUUUCAACGGAUUACGAGCGAGCGAAACUGUCUCGUGUGAGGAAAUAACGGGGCAAGGCAAAGCAAGGUGUAAUCAAGGUCGUUGAUUCCAGGCUUUCUACAUGCGAGCGGUUCUUUUCGGGGCACUACCGGCAAGUUUUUCGAGCCACGCGAACCGAUGGUUCUCCUCCGACAAUUUCCACGCGACCCACGAUUCCAUGCUUAUACACGUGUAUAUCCCUCUUUCGCAAUCGAUACACCGCGAUGGCUAUUUACCAAGCGUUAAACCGCGUCGUGUAUCAUUUAUGUCUACGGCGCAGUCGUUUACUUUUUCGCCCCGACGUCGUUUCCGUAUAUUUUAUCCAUCCAAAAAGUACGAGACCGUGAACGAAACGGGCAAUCAUGAGGCAAAAUGAAAUUCUUAUAGAAUCUUUACUAUCCACGACCAAUAACGUUGGCCAAGGUUCCAUACGUGUAUACGUAUAUCAUAUACUUUUAUGGUUGCUUCCUCAUUGCUGCACACCUUAUUUAGUUACCCUUAAAAAAGCCAGUUCUGUAACCGGCCUCUCUUCUUUAUAUUGAUACGGUGAAGUAAGUAAAGUGAAGUUAAUAGCGAGUUUAAUCGUGCUUAUUUAGAAGCUUUCGACGAGCAAAACCAUAAGAGUGCAACCUAUAAAACAGCCUUCACUUGGCUUUCCUCUGCUCAACCAAAUGGUCUUAAUUCAUUAAUUUGCUCUGUUUGCUGUUAAAAGACCGGGUAUUAAUUAAAUUCAUCACUUUUUAUUAACUCCAGGCAAUCAGAGAUUCGAUUCGUAUCGGUUGUUGCGAGAGAUUUCAUUGGGACCAAUUAAAAUUUUAUACGAAGUCGUUUUCAACUGACACGUGAUAAGGUUUUUCAUUUAGCAUCUCUCCUACGCGGUCUUUCUACAUUUCUCUCUCUCUUUUUUCGCCUGUAGACAACGUUAGAAUUCGACCUGUAGCGUCCCUGUCAGCGAUGCCAAACCACGUUCCCUCGUAAAGGCAAGAAUUACUCGCCGUAUAAACUGUUGGUAGAUUCAGUUUCCCGAAGAGAUUGUUAGCUCAAUUCCACUAACUAUAAAAACAGAGUUUUACGGUCGUCAUUUACGCAUGCGGGUUGAUUUACUUCGUAUCAGUGACUUUGGGGUCCGAGGUCCGCAUUAGUCAGUUUCGCUUUCGCGCCGGCCGCGUAAACAUCCUCGCGGUCAUUGCUUGUGCACACCGUCGUGUGGUGACCGGCCACCCGCUGGUUCUUUUCGGUCUCUGGUUCGACCAUAAACGGCUUCUCUCUCCUUUCUUACAACCGCGAGUCCAAGGAACAUCCGCGCGUGUUCGCGGAUACACGAAGUACAACAGAAUAGCGCAGAUCGAACGUAGUUCGCGAGAUAGGGUGCGUAAAAACGGGACGUCCGGACGUAGAACGUCGAUUAUUCGAUCAUCGUUCAAAGGGGAAAUUGUGCUAAAAAUUGACUGUCGAACAUAUGUCGUGUUUGAAUUACGCAUCACUUUGUGUACGAAUCCUUCGAACUCGCCCCUACUUGUUGUCUCCUCCGAUUCUCCAAGGGCGAACGUUCGUGACACUGUCUAUCGGGACGGAUCUUUUAAUUAGUUCGGAUAAUCGACGUUCGGUUAUCAUUAUGACGAAUUUCGCAGAUGGCAGUGGACCGGGCGUGACGGGGAAGGGACGACGUCACAGUUAAUCGGCAUUAAAUUUGCGCGGAAAUGUCGAUCGGGGUCGAGAGGCGGAGGAAGGUCGAAAUCGAGCUCGUGCGUGGCUACGUGCCUUCAUCGUGGGGAACAACGACCGUGCGCUGCUGGCUUCAAGCCAACGCGAGCCUAGUUAAAGGGUGAACGUGAUAACCAGGUGGAAAAGUGGGGGUGGUGGACCGGUGAGGAAGGAAGGAAGGCAUAAAGGAAGGAAGGAAACUCGCGUGGUGACGAAGAAGACGUUCAAAUUAUACCCUCGUGUUGUUUGUUUUGUUUAUUAUUUUUUUCCUUUCGUUCACGUUCUUGUGCGUGCGGUGACAAGAUGCGCUCGCGACGCCGCGACGGUGGCUGAACGACGGAGAAGCCGAGUGGCUCGUACAACAGCCCCUCGAUUCCACCAGCCAACUCUUCUUUUCCAUUUCGUCUCGCCCCGGCCACGAAAAAAGUGCACCGCGGAGUGCUCUUCCUCGCUUCCUCGCUUAUCUCCUCGGUCGCUCCGAUCUGCCACGCGAAACAGGCAAAGACCAUCGCGGAGAGGGCGAGAAAAACGUGAGGCGACACGGAGUCACGAAAAACCGUACGACUCUCGAAGGCGGAGAGGUGGAAGAGAGGAGAAAGGAACAAACCGAAGCCGAGAGCCAGCAAGUGGAAGAAGAGAAGAAAAGGAACAGAGGAACGCGGAAGGGAAACGAGGAGGAAAAUCAUUCGGAAUUGAGUGAACGACCGAUAGAAAGAGGUUGCGGGGCCGAAAAAGCCUUGUGAAGAAACUAAGGAUUAGAUGGUGGAGGUGCUCGAGAGGCGGGCUAGGGAGCCUACGGGGCCGAUCAAGGCACCUCGCACCUACCCAGGGCCAGGUAGCCCUGUCAAUCACGCUCACCGCACCAGGGUGUUGCACUCGCGAGCGGUCGCAUGGCUGCGUCUCUCUCCGGUUCUUCUCGACGAUGAUCUCUUAAUUGGGAAGCUGCUCCUUCUUUUGACCGAAUCAAACUUGCUGCUGCCGGUCGAGGGUAUCGAGGCGGAGGACAUUGCGAAGAAUCAGUUGUUCGGUUCGGGAAGGUUGGAGAACGCGGUUCUGGUGAACGGGACCACGGACGGAGCCGAUCGUAAACGGAAUCGGCACGCUCGAGAACGCGGCGGUCGCGAGCGCGUCGAAGCGAGCAGAGUUAAUUGCGAAGGGGAUCGGUCACGGUUUGAGAAGGAGCGCGUCACGAACACGAAGACGAGUGGUGCGGGAGAUAAAAAGUGGUGCCGGGAUAAAGUGGUGCUGCAGAAGCGGGGAGUGGUUCCGGCGAGGCUAGAGUUUUGGUUGGAGCCCGGGCAGGGCUCCCUUCGAAAGAGCGAGACUGGCGAGCGCAAUGUGGCAAAGCGGCGGCAUGGGCGCCCAUGCGGCCAACAAUCCAUGGAUGAAAUUAAUGGGCAUUGUCCACAAGGAGAGGAGGCAUCACGACACGGGUGCCGCCGCUUCCGGUGUUCAGGGCUCUGGGGCUGCUGGCAGCAACGAACGGGUGCUCAAUCAAUCGCUGCCGAAGCUCAGCAGCCAGGACGAGGAUGGGCCGAACCCCCACACCCAAUAUACAGGCGUCACACAGUUCGAGCCCAUACCGCACGAUCAUGACUUUUGCGAGAGGGUCGUCAUUAACGUGAGCGGGUUACGGUUUGAGACGCAGCUGCGUACGCUGAACCAAUUUCCGGACACGCUCCUUGGCGAUCCGAACCGGCGGAUCCGAUACUUCGAUCCGCUUCGCAACGAGUACUUCUUCGAUCGGAAUCGGCCCUCCUUCGACGCGAUACUUUAUUACUACCAGAGCGGUGGCAGGCUACGUCGCCCGGUCAACGUUCCUCUCGAUGUCUUCUCCGAGGAGAUCAAGUUCUACGAGCUGGGCGAGCUGGCCACCAACAAAUUCAGGGAGGACGAAGGGUUCAUCAAGGAGGAGGAGAAGCCGCUGCCGUCGCACGAGUUCCAAAGGAAGGUCUGGCUGCUGUUCGAGUACCCGGAGAGCUCGCAGGGCGCCAGGGUGGUCGCGAUAAUAUCCGUGAUCGUGAUCCUCCUCUCGAUCGUGAUAUUCUGUCUGGAGACUCUGCCGGAGUUCAAACACUACAAGGUCUUCAACACGACGACGAACGGCACGAAGAUCGAGGAGGACGAAGUGCCGGACAUUACGGACCCGUUCUUCCUAAUAGAGACUAUUUGUAUCAUCUGGUUCACGUUCGAGUUAUCGGUGCGCUUCCUCGCCUGUCCAAAUAAACUGAACUUCUUCCGUGACGUAAUGAACUUCAUCGACAUCAUCGCGAUCAUUCCCUACUUCAUCACCCUCGGCACCGUGAUGGCCGAGGAUAAGGGGGUCAUCGACGAACCGAAGGCGCCGGUAAGCCCGCAGGACAAGAGCACCAACCAGGCGAUGUCCCUGGCGAUACUCAGGGUAAUAAGGCUCGUAAGGGUGUUCCGGAUAUUCAAGCUGUCCAGGCACAGUAAAGGCCUUCAGAUCCUCGGCCGUACGCUCAAGGCCUCCAUGAGGGAGCUCGGCUUGCUCAUCUUUUUCCUUUUCAUCGGUGUGGUGCUAUUCUCAUCGGCGGUAUACUUCGCGGAGGCCGGCUCCGAGAAUUCGUUCUUCAAGUCCAUUCCGGACGCGUUCUGGUGGGCCGUUGUCACGAUGACGACCGUGGGCUAUGGUGACAUGACGCCCGUGGGAGUUUGGGGAAAGAUCGUGGGCUCAUUGUGUGCGAUCGCCGGUGUACUGACGAUCGCUCUUCCUGUCCCGGUCAUCGUCUCCAAUUUCAACUACUUCUAUCAUCGUGAGACUGACCAGGAAGAGAUGCAGUCGCAGAACUUCAAUCAUGUGACCAGCUGCCCGUAUCUCCCUGGUCAACAUUUGAAGAAGAGUUCGAUGUCGGAAUCGUCGUCGGACAUUAUGGAGUUGGAGGAGGGCAUAUUGCUCACGCAUCCUGAGAUCACGAAGAAGCCCAACUGCAACCCUCGCCAUAAUAACAAUAUUAAUCCAGCCUGUAUGAGCAUCGAGACUGACGUCUGACUACUAGUGAAGGAGACGGUGGCAACGUGUUGGCCAAUGGUGGAACAGCUGUUGAGGAACAGCUGCGGCUGCUUACUGUGCCUGGCGUAGACCUCCUUCACACGUGGUCGUGGUCGCGCUAACCAGCGAUUACUUAUAGCACGUGUGCACCCGCGCGUACGCGCGCGCGCUCGCCGUUCGGAUAUAUCCGCGCGCGCGCCUCACCGCGUCGUCUGUCCAUACACCUAGUUCUGUCAAUACGAGGGGUGCUUCCAAAAUCCAUUAACAAUCGCGAGAACGAGUGGGGAAUUAAACUUCAACGACCAAGAAUCGGCUGACUAAUAGAGAAAAAAAA
This is a messenger RNA of Ceratina calcarata, 6637 nucleotides long. RefSeq names its product potassium voltage-gated channel protein Shaker (gene shaker). Bases 4630 to 6303 code for a protein of 557 amino acids. The transcript is spliced from 10 exons. Gene Ontology annotation, molecular function: protein binding; delayed rectifier potassium channel activity. The record is from RefSeq and is a predicted model, not a curated record. Gene Ontology annotation, biological process: potassium ion transmembrane transport; action potential; protein homooligomerization. Lineage: Eukaryota; Metazoa; Arthropoda; Insecta; Hymenoptera; Apidae. Gene Ontology annotation, cellular component: voltage-gated potassium channel complex; membrane.